Drosophila elegans is the source of this 1092-nucleotide messenger RNA. RefSeq names its product protein lin-37 homolog (gene mip40). Bases 102 to 908 code for a protein of 268 amino acids. The transcript has a single exon. The record is from RefSeq and is a predicted model, not a curated record. Gene Ontology annotation, cellular component: Myb complex; transcription repressor complex. Gene Ontology annotation, biological process: negative regulation of transcription by RNA polymerase II. NCBI's taxonomy places the organism in Eukaryota, Metazoa, Arthropoda, Insecta, Diptera, Drosophilidae.
CGUUUUAGUGCUGUAUAGCACUGCCAUCCAGUUUGAUUUCCGAGUUUGACAUUCGAAAUUGUUUUUCCUCAAUUUUGCACAAAAAGUAGGGAUCAGCAGAGAUGAAGACCACACCAAAGAAGAAGGAGAUGUCCUUGCGCUUGAGGGAGUCACGCCGAGAGGAGCAAAAGUCGGAGACGAGCUACCAACCGCCGGACGACGAUGCGGAUUCGGAUCUGCCCAUUCGGGGUCGUCCCUCGAAGAAGUUGCUGCUCCAGCAGCAACAGCAGCGCCAGUACCAGGUAAAGUUGGAGCCGGAGAUAAAGGCGGUCUCGGCUGGAGCCACCGCCACAGCUUCGACCUCCGCUAUGGGAAUCGUCAUUGGCGGAAGUGGAGGACGCAUCAAGGCCAGGAGAAUGCUCUAUAAGAAGAACGCGGGCAGCGGUGGAGUCGCCCAGAAGGCUCCCGGUGAGUCCUAUGUGAUGCGCCUUUUCGAAAGGAGUUUGGACCUCUCCAAGUACCAGGAUGGAACUCCCUUGUACCCGAUUUGUCGAGCCUGGAUGGCCAAUCAGCCCAGGAAUCCCGCCGUAGCCGCUUUUCAGACGGAUGGAUCUUUGGCCGCCGCCAAACGCGAGGACAACGGUGAGGAAAUCCUGUCUAGACUGCGCAGUGGCGAGAUUAAGGUGCUCACCCAGUUGCCGCAGCCAAAGUCCACGGAUCUGCCCAUCAUCCCGCCCCGUCUGGAGUUCGGUCAGGAGGACAAGAAGCGGGAGAAGGCUCUGGAGGGAGCUAGUGCCGCCGAUCUGCUGGCCUCCAAUGUGGCCCGCUGGAAGAAGGUGCGCGGCCAUUGGCUAAAGCAUGCCCAGACAUACGAGCAAGAGCGCUUUGAAGUUAUUGAUCAGAUUAUGGACGUGGUCUGCAAGAACUGAAAAGGCAUUCAUAGGAAUCUGGUUGGGAAAUGGGGAACGCAAAACGAACAGGACAGAUUAUUACAAGAGGAAUCUAGGAAGGAUCAUCAUAAGGCUUGAUCCUGUCACCAUUGACUUGAAUAAUUGUUUAUUUCUAAUAUGAUUUUCCAUUUUAUAUAUAAAAUAAAAUUUUAUUUUCAAACUA